Molecule: messenger RNA, 1791 nt
Organism: Ictalurus punctatus (channel catfish)
Lineage: Eukaryota; Metazoa; Chordata; Actinopteri; Siluriformes; Ictaluridae
Product: globoside alpha-1,3-N-acetylgalactosaminyltransferase 1
Exons: 7
Coding region: 110-1135 (341 amino acids)
Biological process (GO): carbohydrate metabolic process
Cellular component (GO): Golgi apparatus; membrane; vesicle
Molecular function (GO): hexosyltransferase activity
Source: RefSeq, a predicted model, not a curated record
ACACACACACACACACACACACACACACACACACACACAUGCACGUACUCACGCGGAAGAAGUACUGAAGGACAGUCUUUGGUACGUGGAGGACAGGAGAAACGUCAAAAUGCGUUUUUUACAGAAUUUAUAUCUGUUUUUCCUUAUUAUUGCCGGUUCACUCCUCGGGGUCAGUUACUUCAGCUACACAUCUUCCUGGUUCAGUGGUGUGUGGGAGUGCAGACUGACUGUGGAAGAAAAAAAGCAUGGUAAUACAGACCUAAUCUUUCCUCCAAGGAUUGCAUGCGCUCAGCCCAGUGUGAGUAAUAGUCGGCCGGAUGUCUCCACAAUGACCCCGUGGUUAGCUCCAAUUGUGUGGGAGGGUACAUAUGAUUUGACGGUGAUUGACAACAUCUACAAACAACAGAACAUCACCGUGGCAGUCACCGUCUUCGCUCUGGGGAAGUACGUACGCUUCCUGAAGGACUUCCUAGAAUCUGCAGAGCAGCACUUCAUGGUGGGCUACCGAGUGCAUUAUUACCUGUUUACAGAUCGUCCGGACGAGGUUCCCGCGGUAACGCUGGGGGAAGGGCGUCAGUUGACCGUGAUAAAAACAGAAACUUCGAACCGCUGGCAGGAAAUCUCACUGCGCAGGAUGGAGAGAAUCGAGAAGCUCAUCGAGAAGGAACUCAUCGACAAGGCAGACUACAUAUUCAGUCUCGACGUCGACUCCAAAUUCUACGCUCACUGGGGGGCGGAGUCUCUGGGCGACCUUGUCGGCGCGCUGCAUGCCUGGUAUUUCGGAACAUCUCGGGAACAGUUCACGUACGAGCGGCGUCCUGAAUCUCAGGCCUUCAUACCUUUACAAGAAGGAGACUACUACUACAUAGGUGCCAUGAUCGGAGGACGCCUCGACAAAGUGCACAAGCUGGUGAAGACGUGCCGCAUGCAGCUGGAUGUGGACCGAGCCAAUCACAUUGAAGCGGCAUGGCAGGAGGAGUCUCACCUGAAUAAGUACUUCCUGUACAAUAAGCCCAGCAAGGUGCUCUCACCUGAAUACCUGUGGGAUGACAAGAAAGGGAAACCCAGCUACAUGAAAGUGGUGCGUUUCUCUCAGGUGGUCAAGAAUAACGCCGAGGUCCGACCCAACCCUUAAAGCACACUGUACUGUAAUGGGUUUCUCAGGAAAGAUAAAUUAACUAACACCACUAACUCUAUCACCAUCUGCUCACAGGUUUCAACCACAGACUACACCAAGGUCUUCCAUCAGGAAAUGUUUGGUUACCCUACAUUAUAAGACAUGUUGAUGAUUAUAUUAAUAAAUUGUGUUUUCCUGUAUUUUUAAGUCCUAAUUAUGUUUGUAAGUUACAAAAAAGCAAUAAAGACAAUUCUUAAAGGAAAUCUAACUCCAUGUCUUCAAAUUUCAGUACAGGAACCAUGGUGCAGUAGUUGCCCUUCUUAAAUAUACAUUCUCUUUUAUCUACCUCAUUUGAAUAUGAUUGUUCUUGUGGAACAAUGUACAUCACUCUUUACAGACCUGAAAUACUCAGCACACGUUGUUGACGUCCACUGACCGUUUCACAAAAAGAAAAUGGUGUCGUUAACAUUAUCCAAAAAAACAAUAUUGCCAAAGACCUUCCUGUUUUUAUGUGACAUGUUUAGGCUUUGCAGCAUGAGAUCAGAAUCCCUUACUAUCGAAAAACCUCUGCAAGAGUGUCGACAUUACAUCUUCAAUAAGCGAUUCAUUCUGAUCGAGGCGUGUGGAUCCAAAGCCUAUCCCGGGAACACUGGAUACGGGGCAGGAAUACACCC